Chilo suppressalis (striped riceborer) is the source of this 1298-nucleotide messenger RNA. NCBI's taxonomy places the organism in Eukaryota, Metazoa, Arthropoda, Insecta, Lepidoptera, Crambidae. The record is from the annotation of a GenBank genome assembly.
GGACAGUACUACUAUUUGUAGAAUUUCUUCGAUUUAAAAUAGGCGCACGUAGUUGGCAACAUUUUUAGUGAAUGACACAUUAAUCUGAAUCGUAUCUUUCACAUCUACAAAUUGAAAUUAAAUUUUCUUUAGAAUGGUUGAUCGUUUAGUAAACAGUGAAGCCAAUGCUAGGAGAAUUACAAUGGUUGAAAACUGCUUCGGCAGUUCUGGGCAGCCACUGGCAGAACAAGGCAGAGUCCUUGUGGGAGAAGGUGUCCUGACAAAAAUGUGUCGGAAGAAACCUAAGGCCCGUCAGUUCUUUCUAUUUAAUGAUAUCCUUGUAUAUGGGAACAUUGUUAUCAACAAAAAAAAAUACAAUAAGCAACAUGUUAUUCCCUUAGAAGAAGUAAAAUUGGAAUCACUAAAAGAUGAAGGACAAUAUCGCAAUGGUUGGUUGAUACGUACUGCAUCAAAGUCAUUUGCUGUAUAUGCAGCUACAGCUACAGAGAAAGAAGAAUGGAUGGCUCACAUAGAGAAGUGUAUAGAAGAUUUACUUAGGAAGAGUGGAAAACAGCCACCAUCAGAGCAUGCAGCUGUAUGGGUACCAGACAAUGAAGCUUCCAUCUGUAUGCACUGCAAGAAGACACAGUUCACUGUCCUCAACAGGAGACACCAUUGCCGCAAGUGUGGUUCCGUAGUUUGCGGGCCGUGUUCUUCGAAGCGGUUCGUGUUACGAGGGCAGAGCGAGAAACCUCUGCGAGUCUGUCUUCAGUGUUACGAUGAACUGAACAGGGAACGCGCGCGCCCUCCCAAUGCACCGGCGACCAACGCACCCAUCCCGGUGAAGGCAGUCGACAACGCCGGCUCCGGUGGCGACUCGUCGCAGGACGACGACAGCGACGACGACGAUGAACGGCCCAGUGCAGAGGAGAAACAUGACGAGCCAAAGUUCUACGGUGAUGGUGAUAAGACUGAAGAGACAAACAACCAUUCGUCCAAGGAGUCGGCCAAGUGAAUCGUGCACCACUGUCCAAAUACAGGUUUACUGAUAAGGGUUUAUGUUUUUUUUUUAUAUACAAACUUUUUCGGAUACGCCUAGGUCAUCACUUCGUCCUUCCGUUGUGUAUCGUACAAGACCGUUUAAUUUACAUUGACAAUAAAAAAGGUCACAUUAACCCCUUCUUAUCAUGAGUUAAUCGUAAUGGGCGUCUUGUUCUAUUUCCAUUGGUUUGUCAACGAUACUACAGUUUUGAUGUGAUAUAAGUUAAGAAAAACGAAACUCUCAUAGUUUUCAUACCUGAAUCACACUAUUUACUACU